Racocetra fulgida is the source of this 251-nucleotide messenger RNA. The record is from the annotation of a GenBank genome assembly. Lineage: Eukaryota; Fungi; Glomeromycota; Glomeromycetes; Diversisporales; Gigasporaceae.
GACUAAAAACCCAACUUGAUUCUUAUAUUAAGCAACAAUGCAUUCGUACAUAUUUAAGAAAAAAACAGUUUUUAAAUCCAGAAAUCAUAAAUAACACAAUAACUAAUUUGGAUGGUGAUGUUAACCUAAGUGAAGAAAUAAAAUCAUUUACUAUGCUGCUAACUAUUUUACAAGAAAUUAGAGAUUUAAAUAAUGCUAAAAAAAUCGUGAAUGAAGAAAAUAUAGUUAGUGAGCUAGCUGAUGAAGAAAUA